AUGGCCACCAACGAUUACUACCAUCACAAUACCCCCCAACCGCCGAGCUAUGAUCAGGCGACGCCGGGGAGAAUGGACCAACCACUGCCACCAGUGCCUGGAUAUGGCUAUUCCAGUUACCCGUCUAACCACGAUGACCCGUCCGCCCCUUACCACUCUCGCCAUAGCCAGCAGUCCUUCGCCUCUGACACGGGCGCAUACCAAACGACCGGGCGCGUAGGGGACAAUGACCCAUACGCAGAGAAUAUUCCCCUCAAGGCGCAGACACAAGGCCAUAACCCGGACUGGAUGUAUCAGCAAACGCAGUAUCCGCCAUCUCCAGGGGCCGCCGAGGAUCGCCGCCAGCGUGCACCCCGAGCGAAGAAGGGCUUUUUCCGCAAGAAGCCUGCCUGGGUGACCUAUACCUUGACGGUCAUACAAAUUGUGGUGUUCAUCGUGGAACUGGUGAAAAGUGCCCAGUUAACGGGGUCGGCAAUCGAAACAAAACCCCAGUUCAACCCCAUGAUCGGCCCUUCGCCGAUGGUCCAGAUCUCUAUGGGAUCGCGAUAUGCUCCCUGCAUGAAGAACAUCGAGGGGGCUCAGGAUGCCCAGAAACCCACCGUCUGGCCCUGUCCCAAUGCCACUACGAAUAUUUUUGAGUGUUCGCUAUCAGAGCUAUGCAGUUUUGGCGGCGUGCCCAAUCCUCACCCCGGAGGAUCCUUGAAAGAUAACCCCGCGCCCAACCAGUGGUACCGGUUCAUCAUCCCCAUGUUUUUGCAUGGUGGGUUUAUUCACAUCGGUUUCAAUUUGCUGGUGCAGAUGACCAUGGGUGCGGAUAUGGAGCGGACUGUUGGCUUUUGGCGGUAUACCUUGACGUACCUGGCCAGCGGCAUUUUCGGGUUUGUGCUCGGAGGAAACUAUGCGGCGCAGCUCCAGCCAAGUAACGGCUGCUCCGGUGCGAUCUUCGGCAUUUUUGCUCUCUACCUGCUGGAUCUCCUGUACGAUUGGCCCCAGCGCGAGUCCCCGGUCGUGGAACUGGUGGUUAUGGUGCUGGGUGUCGGCAUUUCCUUUGUACUGGGUCUCCUGCCGGGACUGGACAACUUCUCGCAUAUUGGCGGGUUUGUCAUGGGCUUGGCUAUCGGCCUGUCUGUUAUGCGGUCCCCCAACGCCUUGCGUGAGCGAAUUGGCCUCGCGCGCCAGCCGUACGUGGCAAUGAGCGGUGGAGCUGGUCAGGCCGGCCCUGAGCAGAAGACGACCUCUUUCAAGAACUUUUUGAAAGGGAAGGGAGGCCUUGCAUCCUCGGAUGGCAGUCGCAGUGGUUCGAAGAGCCCGUUUAACUUCUUCAAGGGCCGGAAGCCGCUCUGGUGGGCUUGGUGGCUUGUCCGCGCAGGAGCGCUCGUUGCGGUGACUGUUGGAUUCAUUGUGUUGAUUGUCGACUUCUACAAAUACCCCAAGUCCAACUGCUCCUGGUGCUACCGGCUGAGUUGCCUGCCGGUUCGCGAAUGGUGUGAUGAGCAAAAGGUGCAGACGGUCCAGUAG
Molecule: messenger RNA, 1518 nt
Organism: Penicillium alfredii
Lineage: Eukaryota; Fungi; Ascomycota; Eurotiomycetes; Eurotiales; Aspergillaceae
Product: rhomboid family membrane protein
Exons: 3
Coding region: 1-1518 (505 amino acids)
Biological process (GO): proteolysis
Cellular component (GO): membrane
Molecular function (GO): serine-type endopeptidase activity
Source: RefSeq, a predicted model, not a curated record